Molecule: messenger RNA, 2085 nt
Organism: Xylaria bambusicola
Lineage: Eukaryota; Fungi; Ascomycota; Sordariomycetes; Xylariales; Xylariaceae
Product: GLUT4 regulating protein TUG-domain-containing protein
Exons: 1
Coding region: 385-1890 (501 amino acids)
Source: RefSeq, a predicted model, not a curated record
CCCCUCCACUCCAUCCCAAUGUGCCCAGGUGGUACUGUUGCCGUACCAGACUGUACCUAUCUCGCCAGAGCUGAUCAACUGCAUCAACUUCCCAAGUCUUCUGUGUCAUUCGACCUAAUUACCUAAUUCCUCAACCUGGCUGCUAUUUGAUGAGACGUACCAGUACUAAAAGGUUAUCACAAGUCUAUCUAACUCUUAACGUCGCGUGAACCUGUAUCGGACAGUCGAACAACUCAAACAGCUCUCCGUAUCACCAGGAGUCAGCAGUGCGGCGCAUCAUCGCCCUCCCAACAGGCAGCGCCGCCAUUUCACCUACCCCGGACCCCUUACCGAACUGUUCUCAGCCUGCGGAAGACUCUCUUCUCCUAGACCAGAUAGCCACUCAUGGCAACCAAUGUCAAGGUCGUAGGGACCGACUUACGACAGGUGACCAUCAAAGUCAACCCAGGCACAUACCUCACCGAAGUUCUAGAACAAGCAUGCACAAAGCUCAAGAUCCCAAACAAUAAGUACCUGUUAAAACAUAAGCAACGGCAACUCGACCUCAGCCAAACUUUCCGGACAUCUGGCCUUAUUCCAGGCGCCCGGUUAGAACUUGUCGUUCGGGCGAACACACCAAGUGCCGUCAACGUUGCUCUACAACUACCACCCCCCGAAUCUAGCCUCUUCCCCCCUCACGGACGUGUAAGCGAGAAGCUACCAAGCGACUUCACAAUAUGGCAGAUACUACGGCAGUUCGAGAGCGGCAAAGCCAGCGCGGGAAAGAACGUGAACAUCACUGCUAGAGCGGUGCCGCAGACGAACAAUGGUACACAAGCGGGUAGUGGACAGCUAUACUAUGAGAUGCCGAAUAUUGUAAUAGAGAAUCGAACCCUAUCGACCUUUGUCGACUUUCAAAAGACGUUGGCUCAGCUGGGCUACAAUUCGGGCGGUGUCUUAAUACGUCUCUCAUUUCAAAAGACCACGCAGUCGUUGACAGAUGCUAUGAGAGAAAUCGAAGAGUACUUCAAGUCUCAGGAACAGGAGAGUACGCCGCAGAAAAUUCAAGGCGCUGACACAAAAGAGAUGGAAGGGACAUCGGGGAGUAGAUCUGAGCCUCCCGCUCCGGCAAGUGAAGCACCCGCAACACCCAAAUCAACUGAAGUUGUCUCGCCGCCCGUCUCAAAUCAAGAGCCCGCUAGUAUUCAGGACAACGCAGUAAACGACUCUAUGGACAUCGACGAGCAGUCCGGGCAGCGGCCCGUCACAAUCUUCUCGGCUCCCACAUCAUCUACCCCAAUAGCGGCUUCACGGCUAGAUUCAGAAGAAGACUACGCCCCCGGCAUUAGUCACGCAAAGGCGCACCAGAAAAUGCUAAAGUCAUUAGGAGAGAACAAGCGGCUCCUCUCAGAUCAAGAACUCGAGGAGAAGGCCGCCAUAGAAGAGGCAAAAGUAGCCGCCAUUAAAUCCAUCAAGAUCAAGGUGCGGUUUCCCGACAACUUUUCCGCCGAAUGGACGUUCGGGCCGGCAGACACAGGUGCAAGCCUUUACAGUGAGGUCAGGGAUAUAAUGGCCAACAACUCUCCGUCAUUUAAACUUGUGCUUCCCGGCACGCGGACCAUUAUCAAGGAUGAUGGGGAAAGCAAGCUAAUCAAGGGAUACCGGCUCAACACUAACACGCUCGUCAACUUCUUAUGGGACGACAGUGUAGCUGCUGACGUCAGGCGUCAACCGUUUCUAAAGAGCAGUGUGGCUGGUCAAGCACAACAAGUCGUCGUACCUGAUGUGCCCGAAGUUGAAGUGAAGGAAGAUGGGCAAAGUGUGCCGGUGCAAGCGCCUAAGCCGAAGAACGACGGUGAUGGCUCGGGUUUUAAGAAACCCAAGUGGCUCAAGGGAUUUGGCAAGAAGUAAAGUGACGUUGCUAGAUUCAGACUCGCGCAGGCCGUCGUAGUUAAUGGAGGAAAGCACUGGGGUGUCUUUACUGAUUCUGAUCGACGAGACAAACGACUGCGUUAGCAUAGAUUUGGAGUUUUCAUGGGUGGCAUUCUACUUCAGUGUAUUUGAAUACAUCAUGUCACUGCGCACAGUCGCACCGAUUGUAGGAAA